AUGGAUAUCUUGAAGAUAGACGUCUUGGAAAUGUGCGCGCGCUUAUCGAAGUCAAGCCGCCUUGAGAAAGAAGAAGCCGCAGAAAAUACGGAUGCAGGAAAGUGCACAAAUGGUGGCAUGGAUAUUGGACGAUCCACAGAUAUCUGGGGCAUCGCCCGGUCGGACCGAUAUGAGAUAUACCUGACGUUCGCCGAAUACGGCGAGACGUACCUAAAGUACUUGAAAGGUAAGCUCGGUCCCAAUGAUCCGGUCUCGUUUCUGACCAUGCAUGAGUUCGGGCCAUGGGAUACCCAAGACCAAAGUCAUAUGAAGCAUCUUGCAGAAAUCCUCCUGGCAAUCACACUGUGUGCGGAUGCCGACGCGGAGUCAGCUGGACCAGGGAAAUCCGGGCCACCAAAAAAGGGCGGACUCUUCUAG
Molecule: messenger RNA, 417 nt
Organism: Rasamsonia emersonii CBS 393.64
Lineage: Eukaryota; Fungi; Ascomycota; Eurotiomycetes; Eurotiales; Trichocomaceae
Exons: 2
Coding region: 1-417 (138 amino acids)
Source: RefSeq, a predicted model, not a curated record